CAGUUUUGCUUCAGCAAUAGAACCGAGUGCCCGGCGACUUACCACUAUAAAUUGAAAAUGCCUAAGGUUGUGUACCAUUACUUCGCUUGCAAGGCUCUCGGGGAGAGCGGCCGUAUGCUGCUCGCCUACGGAGGCCAGGACUUCGAAGACCACCGCGUGCUCUCCGCUGACUGGCCUGACUUCAAGCCAAAGACUCCGUUCGGUCAGAUGCCAGUAUUAGUGAUCGACGGCAAGCAGUACGCUCAGAGCACCGCCAUCUGCAGGUACCUCGGCCGCAAGUACGGGCUCGCCGGGGCCAAUGACGAGGAGGCCUUCGAGAUCGACCAGAACGUGGAGUUCCUGCACGAUAUUCGCGCCAAAGCGGCCGCUGUAUACUACGAAGCUGAUGAGGAGUUAAAAGCAAAAAAACACGAGGACUUUUCGAAGAACGUAUACCCUGAUAUGUUGAAGAAGUUGAACUCGAUAGUUGAAGCGAACAAAGGUCACAUUGCUGCCGGAAAGCUGACAUGGGGUGAUUUCGUGUUCACCAGCAUGUUUGACUACCUGAAGACCAUGCUUCAAAUACCUGAUCUGGAAGUGCAAUAUCCUGCUUUCAAGAAAGUCUUGCAAUCCGUCCUGACACAGCCCAAAGUGAAGGCUUUCUUAGAUUUGGGAAGGCCAUACGAAUUUGAAUUUUAAUAUUCUAAUUAAAUAAAUAUUUUGUUUU
Molecule: messenger RNA, 706 nt
Organism: Bombyx mori (domestic silkworm)
Lineage: Eukaryota; Metazoa; Arthropoda; Insecta; Lepidoptera; Bombycidae
Gene: GSTs1
Product: glutathione S-transferase sigma 1
Biological process (GO): glutathione metabolic process
Molecular function (GO): glutathione transferase activity
Source: RefSeq, marked provisional